AUGGACCUCAAAGGGUCACAUGGUGUCAAGAAGAAACACUUUUGGGCAGACCUGCAAUUACAGAAUAUCUCUGCAAGGAGGAAAACUUAUUCCUUCCAGUCAAGAAUUUUUACAAAACUGAAUGAGUGCCUCAGCUCCUCACACAGAAAGCACUAUGAUGACUCGUUCGAAAGAAAGUGCUUCUAUGACAAAAUUUCUGGUACUGAUUCUGGAAAUGAAGGUAGUGCCAAAACAUCUGGUAGCAAUUCCAGCACACCUGUCAUGUCCAGUAACUGCAGUAUCCGAACCCGGGCAUCCACUGGUGUCAUAUCAGGAUCAAUCAGUAAGACUGAUAUAAAGUCUGAGGGCUGCCCAAGUCCAUCCAGUGAUACCUGUUCUUCAAGAUCAGGCACACCACAAUCCUUUAAAAGAACAAGAGGGAAAAUAGAUGACUUAUAUAUUGUGCAGAUCCCACCAAAAAAACAGAAAAUUGGCCGAAAUGAUGGAACAGGAGUAAAUAAUAAAAAUGACUAUUUUUGUUGGAUCUGCCACCGUGAUGGUGUGAUGAUUUUCUGUGAACUGUGUCCUCGGGUUUAUCAUAUAAAGUGUCUUGGCCUAGAAGAAUCCCCAUCAGAAUGGGUGUGUCCUGAAUGUGAGCGUAUCAUGCGUGCUGAAUGUGUGGACACAAGAUCUAAAUCAAUGUCAAUGAUAACUCAAGAACAGUUUUGUGCACUUCUGAAACAUGCUCUAACCAGAAUGAAACAUCAGACAAGUUCCCCUUUCCGUCAACCUGUAGAUUUAUGUGCUGUCCCCAACUAUCAUGAUUUCAUUUAUCAUCCUAUGGAUUUAACUACAAUUGAAAAGAAUAUUAAGAAUGACAAAUAUGGCUCCACUGAAGCUUUCCUGGCUGAUGUAAAGUGGAUCCUGCACAACUGUAUCAUAUUCAAUGGAACUCAUCACAAACUGACUGGCAGUGCAAAGAUGAUUUUAAAAAUCUGCAAACAUGAGAUGACAGAAAUUGAAAUAUGCCCUGAUUGCUAUGCAAGAUCAUGUGAACAAACUACAGAAGAAUGGUUCUGUGAACCAUGUAAUAAUCCUCACCGCAUUGUUUGGGCCAAGUUAAAAGGCUAUCCAUUUUGGCCAGCCAAAGCAUUACGAGAAAAAAAUGGAAUGGUUGAUGUACGAUUUUUUGGAGCUCAUGACAGAUCAUGGGUGCCUAUCUCCCAAGUAUAUGCAUAUUCCAAAGAAUGCCCAACAGUGAUGCGAUCAAAAAGAAGUGGUUUUGAUUAUUCAAUGUCAGAAUUGAAAAGAUACAUUGAAAAAUACAAAGAAAAGUUUGGUUCCUUUGAGUAUGCUCCAUUCCGAACAUUCCAGAAUUUUCACAGAAUGGUUAAAAACAGUUCCCUCUCAAUCAGUGCCUCUGGAAAUGCUCACUCAAAAGAUGGAGAAAUUUCAGCUCACCAGAAAACAGUUGAAAUCAUUUCCCCUGUGUUGACAACAAAAAAGGGUAAAGCCAACUCUAGUACUAAUGGACACUUGUUUGAAGGGGAGAAUAAAAUGUCAAUUGUCCAAUCACCACAGAAAAGAAAUACACUCAAAUCUGUUUCUGAUUCAAAUUCUUUGUCUGCAUUCCGGCCACCACCCAAAAAUCAGAACACCAUAACAGAUAUCCAGAGAACUCUUUCAGAUCCACAAAUGACAGUGAUGGAACCAAAUUCUUCAAGUUGUGAAAUUGCUAAAAGUUCAAACCGUAAAAUCUUGAUGCCCAAAAUUGGGUCUCUGUCUGCAAUCAACAGGAGGAGCCUUGAAGACUGUAGCACUGAUUCUGAAAAUAGCAAGAGUAACCUUAGCCUCCCAACAGCCACAACAGAAGCAACUCUUUUGCUUGGAUUAUUGAAGAACAAGAUUAAUAGCAAUGUAAAUAGUGCAAGUACGAGCAGUUGUAGCACUACCAGUGGUCCCAUGAGUGGUGGAAGCUCAAACCCUGCUCGAAAUGAUAUCAGUCGACCUGUUGAAAUAAAUCAGCUUGUGGAGAAGUAUACAAAACAAUUGUCAAAGAACAUCCAAGAAUCUUUUGAAGAGAUGUAUGCAGACAUGUUGACAAAACACAGCCAUCAGGUUAUUAUGAAACAUUAUCAUCAAGAACUGGAGAAAUUACGGUGGAUCCAUGAACAGGAAAUAGCUGAAAUUAAACACAAUACAAAUUUGAUAGUUGCAGAAAUUCGAGCAAGUUGGGAAAAUGAAAAGGAACGUUAUGGAAACAGCAUUCGAGAACAAUGUGAAAUAGAGAAGAUAAAAUCUGUAGAAGAAACGAAAAAGAAACAAUGGUGUGCUAACUGUGGCAAAGAAGCUCUUUUGUACUGCUGCUGGAAUACAAGCUACUGUGACUAUCAGUGUCAAGCCAACCACUGGCCACAACAUAUGACUAGUUGUACACAACAACUACCGCAAUCUACCCAGGUGACUCAAUUGACAGUACCAACUCCUGUAAUGACCACAGCAACAAGUAACCCUAGUGGAACCUUAGUAAAUCCAGCUCCCCAGGGUGUGGUAGCCCUAUCAGAAGUACUCACCAAGACAAAUAAUUCAAAUACAACUACUCCUGUAGUAAUUCCUAACUUGAGACAACAACAACAGCAACAACAGCCACCACUACCACCACCACAACAACAGCCACCACCACCACCACCACCACCAGUGAGCACAAAUGCACAACUUCCAGAAAUCAAGUCUGUGGAAACUCUUAAUACAACAGCUACCCCCAAGUUCAGCACUAGGGCAUCAGGAAUGCUACAACAGAUUGUUAAGAAGGAGGAGAUACGCCCUAAAAUGAUGAACCUUCAACCAGUAUCUACCACAGUUUCAGGGCCAACUCAGAUACAAUUUGUACCUACUUCUCUUGCACAGUCAACUGGGGGUUCCAUCCAAGUGUUACCAGCUCCAAGCACACAAUUACUCUCCAGAAACCCUAUACCUUCCCCCAGUCACCAUCUACAGCUCCAGUACGUCCAGUCUGCACAACACUUCCAAACAUAUGCGGCAGCCUCGGGACAAACACCAGUACGGAUGCAGACUGUGCAGCUGCAGAGUGCCAGCCUCCCCUCCACGUUACAGGGCCAGUCCUCCUUUCCAAGCAUUAUAGCCAACCCACAACCUGUAGUUGCCACUGCAGCUAUUUCCUCCACUACUAACACCAAGAUGAACACCAUCACUGUCCCCACUGUCACAUCCAGUGCACCAAAAAACAUAAAGCCAAAUGCCACUACCAAGAAUAUUCUGAUCCCUCCAGGAUCAUUUAUUCUAACCAAAGCUCCACAGGGGCAGCUGCAGUUAAAUGCCAAACAGAUGUAA
This is a messenger RNA of Acanthosepion pharaonis, 3330 nucleotides long. NCBI's taxonomy places the organism in Eukaryota, Metazoa, Mollusca, Cephalopoda, Sepiida, Sepiidae. The record is from the annotation of a GenBank genome assembly.